AUGGAUAUUAAAAUUAAAGGUCACUAUGACUUCACGAAUUCUUUAUUAAACAGAACUGCUUUACGUUAUACAUGUGACCGAAACUAUUUCGAAACUAGUUAUGACAUAAGUAGUAAUAGUUUAAACAAAAGCCGAAACAAUUUUCAAGACAAUAGUGUAAAAUUUUUUAAAUUUGUUAUUGAUGAAACUGAAUCACCAAAAAAGGUUUUUUUAAAAACCUGGAUCGAUAAUUGGGCAGAGGAAAAGAAUAUUUUUAACAAAACUGAUAAAAUUCGAGAGUGUAAAAUGUGUUAUGCUUUAACUUUUGCAAAAAAAUAUUGCGAAUAUUGUAUUCGAGGAUAUUUGGCUAGAAAUUACUCGAAAUGGACAUCUGGUGUGGAUGAAAUUGAUAAAUUGAUUCAAAAGUGUCAGGAAAAAACAAUAAGGCCAGAUUAUAUUGUAGAAUGGAUACUUUUUGAGAAUUUUAGCAAACUUGUAUUCAAAACUAGUAGAAGUUGUGCAAAUGUCUAUUUAACAGUUUGGCGCAGCGGCCAGUAUGAUAAGUAG
Messenger RNA from Scutellospora calospora, 546 nucleotides. The record is from the annotation of a GenBank genome assembly. NCBI's taxonomy places the organism in Eukaryota, Fungi, Glomeromycota, Glomeromycetes, Diversisporales, Gigasporaceae.